AUGUUGAGGUUCAUUUUGUUGAGUGUUCUGGCCGCUCUGGCUCUUGCUGAACUCAAAUACAUUGAGCAGAUCCCUCGAACAAGGGUUGUGGGAGGAGAGAUGUCUCAACCCAACGCGUGGCCCUGGCAGAUCUCUCUUAAGGUUCUGUCUGAUGGAACUUAUAAUCACAUCUGCGGCGGAACUCUGAUCAGAAAGAGAUGGGUGAUGACUGCUGCUCACUGCGUGGACACACAGAGAACCUGGCGUGUUGUUCUGGGCGAUCACAUCCUCAGCACCAAUGAGGGUCGUGAACAGUACAAGAGCGUCAGUCAAGUUUACGUCUACCCCAAAUGGAACAGAAACGACCCUUCCGCUGGAUAUGACAUCGCUCUUCUGCAUCUGUCCGCUGAUGUUACCCUCAACUCAUACGUGAAGCUGGCUUCUCUGCCUCCAUCAUGGCAGAUCAUGCGCAAAAACAACCCGUGUUAUAUCACCGGCUGGGGCAAACCAUCCAAUGAUGAUGACCUCUCUGCUGUGCUGAAACAGGCCUAUCUGCCCAAUGUGAAUUUUCAGACGUGUUCUAGCAGUGGCUGGUGGGGAAGCACAGUGAAGAACACCAUGGUUUGUGCUGGAGGUGGAAAGGACUCUGGAUGUAACGGUGACUCCGGUGGUCCUCUGAACUGUCUGGUCGGUGGAAAUUAUUCAGUUCACGGUGUGACCAGCUUCGUUUCUUCGGGCUGUAACACCAUCUGGAAGCCAACAGUAUUCACUCGUGUGUCUGCUUACAUCAGCUGGAUUCAGGAUGUAAGUUUCAGCCUUGAACACGAAGCUCUGUGUGAUGUGAUGAUCAUCCCAUAUCCCAUCAACAAUGAGAGUCAAACUGAUAAUAUGCUUUGCAGUGAGUAA
Messenger RNA from Triplophysa dalaica, 885 nucleotides. RefSeq names its product elastase-1-like. Gene Ontology annotation, molecular function: serine-type endopeptidase activity. The transcript is spliced from 8 exons. The record is from RefSeq and is a predicted model, not a curated record. Gene Ontology annotation, biological process: proteolysis. The coding region runs from base 1 to 885 and encodes 294 amino acids. Lineage: Eukaryota; Metazoa; Chordata; Actinopteri; Cypriniformes; Nemacheilidae.